AUGGCGAUUAAACCCCUGAAGGAAGAGUCCGACCUCACAGACGAACAGAAGAAGAUCCCGGAGAAGUGGAUCAAGAACCUCGCGACCUGCAACCGAAUGCGCGACGUCGAUGCCUCGGAGAUCAGAGCCAAGAUUUGGGGUCGCGUCUUUGACUAUUGGAACACCAACAAAAAGGUGCCCCAUCCUGGCAAGGCACCCAAGAGACGCAUCGCCGCCAGUACCGUUCACAUCGGAACCCUGACCCAGGAUGCACCGCUCGCGCACAAGCGUAAUCCAAAACGUCCCGAUGUCGUGCCCAAGCAGCGCCGCGCCGGACAGCCCGUCUUCUUGAAGGUCAAGCUUGAGGUGAAGAGUUUAGCGACUUGGCCAGAUAUCUCCUUCAAAUUCUGUGAUGCCAAGGGAUCCGACUUCCCGGGAAACUACCAAAUCAAGUUCGACUGGCUUCCCGACCGCGAACUCGUCCACGCCAAGCAGGAAGUUACCAGCCAGUGGGAUAUCGCCGAGCUCCGACGUGUCGGACGCGCGAACGCGGAUCUCGUGGUAUACUGGACUCUCAAGGCGUUACUGUCCUCCCUCGCUGCUGAGGCUGCAGUGGCCACUGAAGCUGCCGACUUGCUUCGACUCCCGGGUCAGCAGCGAAACGAGAUGGACCACGAGUCCGCUAACGGCUCCGAGCUCACGUACAUCUGGCUCUGCCUCGAUGGCUGGAAGGGGAUACAGGUGGCUUUCUUGGCGUACCAGCAGCAGGGCCCUGUUGUGGGUAGCAUACAAGUGUGUAAGUCGGCGUCUUCAAGGCUUUUUUCAAUGGAUGACUUCGUACUGACUUGA
Molecule: messenger RNA, 828 nt
Organism: Colletotrichum scovillei
Lineage: Eukaryota; Fungi; Ascomycota; Sordariomycetes; Glomerellales; Glomerellaceae
Exons: 1
Coding region: 1-828 (275 amino acids)
Source: RefSeq, a predicted model, not a curated record